Molecule: messenger RNA, 802 nt
Organism: Hemiscyllium ocellatum (epaulette shark)
Lineage: Eukaryota; Metazoa; Chordata; Chondrichthyes; Orectolobiformes; Hemiscylliidae
Gene: pop4
Product: POP4 homolog, ribonuclease P/MRP subunit
Exons: 7
Coding region: 27-689 (220 amino acids)
Biological process (GO): tRNA 5'-leader removal; rRNA processing
Cellular component (GO): ribonuclease MRP complex; ribonuclease P complex
Molecular function (GO): ribonuclease P RNA binding
Source: RefSeq, a predicted model, not a curated record
GGGAGUGAACGUCAUCACGCCGCGCCAUGAGCAAUGUCAUUUACAGGACGAUUUCAGCGAAAGAGACAGCUCAUUUGGACAUUCAGCCUCAGGGAUCCAAACAGGCUGAAGCAUUUGUCAAUGCCUUUCUCAAGAACAGUUUGCCACGGUUGAGUGCUGAGCAGAUUCAGACACACUUACACAGAAAAGCUGUUAUUCUCGAACAUGUCUUAAAGAAACGUAAGAAACAGAAAAGGAGAAAAGCAAAAUGUUUGUCUGCCAAAGAGAGGCGGGAGUUGAGAAUAUUUGAACUUAAACCAGAAGAACAGAGAUAUGAAUUGUUUCUCCCUUUGCAUGAGUUAUGGAAACAAUACAUUCGUGACUUGUGCAAUGGCUUCAAACCUGACAUGCAGACACAGACGAUCCAGACCAAAUUAAUGAAGGCAGAUUUUCAUGGAGCCAUUGUGACAGUGGUGAAAUCCAAAUGUCCAUCCUAUGUAGGGGCCACAGGCAUUAUUUUGCAGGAAAUGAAGCAUAUAUUCAAGAUUAUUACUAAGGAAAAUAGACUUAAAGUUAUUCCCAAGCAAGAUAGUAUCUUCAGUGUGGAAAUCGAUGGCUUUGUUUCCUAUAUCUAUGGUAGCAAGUUUCAGCUGAGAUCAAGUGAACGUUCUGCCAAGAAAUUUAAAGGAAAAGGAAGCAUUGACCUUUAAAUCCAGGGCUGUGUAUUUGGUACAACUGCAGACAUUGACUCCUUAGGAUGGCUUCAUUGGAAGAGAUGUGGCCCUGUAUGUUUAACUGUAUCAAUAAAAACAUGAAUUUAUUA